Molecule: messenger RNA, 3493 nt
Organism: Musa acuminata subsp. malaccensis (wild Malaysian banana)
Lineage: Eukaryota; Viridiplantae; Streptophyta; Magnoliopsida; Zingiberales; Musaceae
Product: DNA repair and recombination protein RAD54
Biological process (GO): double-strand break repair via synthesis-dependent strand annealing; reciprocal meiotic recombination
Cellular component (GO): nucleus
Molecular function (GO): DNA translocase activity; ATP-dependent chromatin remodeler activity; ATP binding
Source: RefSeq, a predicted model, not a curated record
UUACCCACUUGCGUCCCAUCUUGCGUCCUUUACCCACUUUGCCGCCAAAAUUUCGAUCCGUUUAAAGACCGUGCAGGGCUUGCAGAAGAAGGAAGAGGAAGCGAGACUAUCGCUCGACUUGGAGGAGGAAGAGAAAGAAUGACCUCCAAACAAGAAGGGGAGGAUGAAGAGUUAGGGUCUUCCUUUGAUUCCGAUCAAGGAUACGAUGAAGAAUCCGAGUACGGAGGACAAGAAGAGGAAGAAGUCGAGGAAGAAGACGAGGAGAGUGGCACGGAAGAAGCCUGCUCCGCUGAUCAAGAUCGGAAGUCACAGAACGUCGCCGCCCUCGUGAGAGGAAAUAUUCUUGUAAGAAGGCAGCCACUUAUUCCACGAAUUCUAUGUGUCUCUGAUGGAGCAGCGGUGGCUCGAAAGCCUUUUAAGCCACCAUGCCCUUACCGAUACAAGGAUGAAAAUGAUGAACUAACUCGACGACUUUGGGUGCGUAAGAGAUUUGUACCAUGGUGUUCCUCAAGAACACCAUUGGUUACCAUUGGCAACAUUCUGCAUUCACCGAGUUUCACUAAUGAUGAUCCUGAAGAAAGAAAUCAGCCUCUGCCCCCUGGGAUAGAGCCUUUAGUUCUUUGGCUGCCCGAAGGAGCAGAUGAGGCAAAUGAUUGUGUAUCUCGAAUCGAAGUAGAUCCUUUACUUGUUCGCUAUCUUCGGCCUCAUCAAAGAGAAGGAGUUCAGUUUAUGUUUGAAUGUGUUUCUGGGUUAUCUGGUUCUGAUGGUAUCUCGGGAUGCAUUCUGGCAGAUGAUAUGGGAUUGGGGAAGACUUUACAAUCAAUUACUUUGCUGUAUACACUUCUUCGGCAGGGCUUUGAUGGCCAGCCAAUGGUUAAGAGGGCUAUGAUUGUGACUCCCACAAGCCUUGUUAGCAAUUGGGAGGCAGAGAUUAACAAGUGGAUUGGAGGAAAAGUUCAGCUUCUUUCUCUUUGUGAAAGCACACGAGCAGAUGUCUUAUCAGGGAUUGAGAAUUUCUUAAGACCCUGCAGCCCUUUUCAGGUGCUCAUCAUAUCUUAUGAGACAUUUCGAAUGCAUUCAUCAAAAUUUGAAAAAGGUGGAAGUUGUGAUCUUCUCAUAUGUGAUGAGGCUCACAGGCUGAAAAAUGAUCAGACAUUAACCAAUAGGGCAUUGGCUUCUCUACCUUGCAAAAGGCGUAUCUUAUUGUCAGGGACGCCCAUGCAGAAUGAUCUUGAAGAAUUUUUUGCCAUGGUAGACUUCACAAAUCCAGGAGUUCUGGGAGAUGCUACAUAUUUCCGGAAGUACUAUGAAAUACCAGUGGUUUCUGGAAGAGAGCCUACAGCAACCUUAGAAGAAAGGAAGUUGGGUAUUGAGAGAUCUGCUGAGCUGAGUGUAAAAGUAAACCAGUUUAUACUGAGGAGGACGAAUACUUUGUUGUCAAAUCACUUACCACCUAAGAUCAUUGAAGUGGUAUGUUGCAAGCUGACUCCUUUACAACUCGAACUCUAUAAUCAUUUUGUACAAUCAAAAAAUGUUAAGCAUGUUAUAGCUGAAGAGAUGAAGCAAUCCAAAAUUCUAGCAUAUAUAACUGCUCUUAAGAAGCUAUGCAAUCAUCCAAAGCUCAUCUAUGAUUCUAUUAAAAGUGGAAGUUCAGGAACGUCAGGUUUUGAUGACUGCAUACGUUUCUUUCCUACAGAAUUAUUUUCUGGAAGAUCUGGAUCAUGGACUGGUGGUGGUGGAAUAUGGGUGGAACUGUCAGGAAAAAUGCAUGUCCUAGCAAGGUUACUUGGCCAGCUUCGUAAAAAUACUGAUGACCGCGUUGUUCUUGUAUCCAACUACACUCAGACAUUGGAUCUGUUUGCUCAAUUGUGCCGAGAAAGAAGGUAUCCCUUUUUGAGGCUUGAUGGAACUACAUCCAUUGGAAAGCGGCAAAAGUUGGUCAAUCGUUUUAAUGAUCCAUCUAAAGAUGAGUUUCUGUUUCUUCUAAGUAGCAAAGCUGGCGGCUGUGGACUUAAUUUGAUUGGUGGAAAUCGCCUGGUCCUUUUUGACCCUGACUGGAACCCUGCUAAUGACAAACAGGCUGCAGCAAGAGUCUGGAGGGAUGGGCAGAAGAAGCGAGUCUACAUCUACAGGUUCUUGACCACAGGAACCAUUGAAGAAAAGGUCUACCAGCGUCAGAUGUCGAAAGAAGGACUUCAGAAAGUUAUUCAAAAGGAACAAGCAAAUAGUCAGAUGCCACAGGGGAGUCAUCUGUCAAAAGAAGAUUUGCGUGAUCUUUUCACUUUUCAUGAGAAUGUCAGGUCUGAGAUUCAUGAAAAUAUGAACUGUGCACGCUGCAAAGAAGAUGGCCUGAUGGCAGUGAAUAACAUUGUCAAUGAGAUAGAGGACGAUGACAGUGGAGAUUCAUGUGAUGGAAAGCAAAAGCUAAGUGGAUUAGUAAAUGACAUUGGCGGAUUUGCUGAAAUUGCUGGAUGCUUGCAAAAUUUGACAAGCUCCCAGAGACAGCUUGGAACCCCGUCUGAAGAAGAUUUAGGAAGCUGGGGCCAUCAUUCAAACCCUGCAACAGUACCUGAUUUAAUUCUUCAAUCGGCAGCUGGUGAUGAGGUCACAUUUGUUUUCACUAAUCAAGUGGAUGGAAAACUUGUUCCAGUUGAAUCAGGAGUAAGAUCCACUCAGCAUUUAGAUAACCAAAAGUAUGAGAAGAAAGAUGGGAAAUCAAUGUUCUUGCCUAUGCAAAUUAAUCAACAAUCUACAAAAUCCAAUGGAAACGCUUGCCUGAAGAGUUUCAGCGGCCUAGACACUCCCCUGUCAAAAGAACCCAAGUCGAUGAAAACAUUACGGAAGUUGCAUUUGCUUAAGAAGUCUAACGUCUCUUUUGGUGACCAAUCCUCCCUCAAAAGGAUGCCUCUUGCUUCUUGUUUAUCUGAUGAUGAUUUCACAUAAAUCUACAGAUCUGGCAUCUUGUUGAACAUACAGUCAUCCAGGAGACCAUGCCAAAGUUGGCAUAGCUGGCUAGAUGCUUCUAUCGGAAUUUGGAAAGAUAAGCACGGAGAAAAGGAAACCAGAAGAGCUGUCCUGGUUAAGCAUAUUUUCCGAAGAAAUAAAGCUGCAGGUUCUUCUGGCUUCACUUCAACAUUAUUGCCAAAGGAAUUUGCUUUUCUGCCUGUAUCUGUCAUAAAAUAAGGCCUCUGAUCCUUGAAUCGUUAUACAAAUACACUCGAGUUUGUGCUGUGCCAAACUCUGAUCGGUUGCAACGUGACAAGUCAUUCCCUUUGUAAUAGUUGAGCUUUUGACAAUUGGGCUCAUCUAAAGGAUCCAGGUCGCCCCGGGGUUUUGACCAACGCACAAGUUCUCUUUACCCGUUUAUAAGUAGGCAUAAAACCGGUAAAAGAAAAAGCAUCGCAGUGGUAUUAUUUUCUAGUUAAUUUUAUUUUAUUACAUUUAAUUGUGUACAAGCAAGUUUGUGAGUCAGUAUUAUUUGAUUGCUUUGUUA